Brassica oleracea var. oleracea is the source of this 1574-nucleotide messenger RNA. RefSeq names its product AT-rich interactive domain-containing protein 6-like. The coding region runs from base 199 to 1368 and encodes 389 amino acids. The record is from RefSeq and is a predicted model, not a curated record. Gene Ontology annotation, molecular function: DNA binding. Gene Ontology annotation, biological process: regulation of transcription by RNA polymerase II. Gene Ontology annotation, cellular component: nucleus. Lineage: Eukaryota; Viridiplantae; Streptophyta; Magnoliopsida; Brassicales; Brassicaceae. The transcript has 14 exons.
GACCCAUUUAAUUCAUUCCUUCCGCCAUUGACAAAGAUUCUUCUCCGCUUCAAAUAGUCUCUCUCUCUCUCUGUGUCUUCCUCUGCUUCUUCCAAUUUCCCCGCCGCGCCACCACCGGAACUCCCUCUUUCUCCUUCCCCUGGUGUCGUCUCCGGCGCCGUCACUGCAGAAACAGAUCAAAAAAAGAGAAGCUUUUUGAUGGAGGAUACCAACGAAACACAGUUGCGAGAUGUGCCUUGUGUUGCUGAUGAUGCCCUCAAGGAAGAACUUGGGGAUGAGGCAGACAAAGAUCAAAACUUUAGUGAAACUCCCCAGCAGCCCCUUCUUCUUGGCCAGGCUAAUGGAGUUGCUGCUCACUCUGAAAAGAAGACUCGUGAUAAGGUGCAGUUUUCGAGUCCUGAGGUUGGUGAUGGAAGUGUCAAAAAGCGCAAGACUUGGUUGCUGAAUGACUCUGAGGCACAGGGAGAUGAUGAAGCAGGGACGCCAGAAGAGCAGCAGGCGUUUCUCAUAGAGUUGGCGACCUUUCACAAAGAGAACUACCUGGACUACAAGCCUCUUAAGUUUUAUGGGCAGCCUCUAAAUGCUCUCAAGCUGUGGAGAGCAGUCAUUAAACUAGGUGGCUACGACGUGGUCACCACAUCAAAGCUAUGGCGGCAAGUUGGAGAAUCCUUCAAUCCUCCAAAGACAUGCACAACUGUCUCCUACACAUUCCGCAUUUUCUAUGAGAAGGCACUUCUAGAGUACGAAAAGAGUCUAAUGAAAAAUGGUGACCUUAACCUUCCUGAUUCAGCAUUCAAUCUGUCUUCAAGCCUCCAGAAAGAGGUCAUUAGCCAUCAAGGUUCAGGAUCAGGCAGGGCUCGAAGAGACUCUGCAGCUCGUGCUAUGCAAGGCUGGCAUACACAGCGCCUUGCUGGAUCUAGAGAGUCUACUGAGACUAGUGUUAAGGAUAAGGGCUCUAACUCAACCCCAAAGCAUAAGAAACUCAAAAGCAUUGGGCUGCCAAAGCCGAGACCACAAACUUGCACGGACCUUGUUGUUUCACAAGAAGGAGCAGAAAAACAGUCGGUUGCUGAUGUUGUUGAUGAUGGACCCAUUGCUGACUGGGUGAAGAUAACUGUCAAAGAAACUGAGAACUCCUUUGAGGUAUUUGCUUUGGUUCCUGGACUUCUUCGCCAUGAGGUUCGAAUUCAAUCAGAUCCAGCUGGAAGGCUGAUUAUAACAGGAGAGCCUGAGCAGCUUGACAAUCCUUGGGGCAUUACACCUUUCAAAAAGAUUGUUAGCUUACCAUCAAGAAUCGAUCCGCUUCGCACAUCUGCGGUCAUAAGCUUGCAUGGUCGGGUGUUCAUACGAGCUCCAUUUGAACAGUGACUCCUCUUUAAGAGUGACCUCCUUGUUUUGUUCUUUAGAAUUUCAUUUGUAUCAGAACAAUUUUGUUAGGCUGCUGAAGCAGUUUUAACUUGUAAUUUUAGUGUCAAGACUAAAGUUAAGAGAAGACAAUCAAACAUUGUAUCUUGCUGUUAGAUUUUUCUUUUGUAGAUGCUGCUUAAAGCCUUUUAGGAUGCAACCAACAAUGA